UCUAAAUGUGGAAACGUUUUCGCGGUCGGCAUGAGAAGGUUGUUAACGCGGUAGUCGAUGAUAUCGGGUAUUUCUGAACAUUGCCUCAUCUGUAUCCGUUCCUCGUUAUAAUUAACCGUUUAAAAUGCAGCGUUUUUACGAAUUGAAACAACAUUUAGGGUCAAAUAUCGGUUAUACUAGCAUGAAAAUAGCUGUUGGGUGUGGUGCGGUGGUAGCUGUUUCUUUAAUCACCACUCAAUGUUAUAUGAAGUGGAAGAAGAAAAGGAAAAUAACCAGGAUUAUAGACACAUUUGAAGAAUUCCAAAAUGGGAGAGUCCAUAUAAAAAAUCCUGAUCGUGUAGAGGAUAAAGUGCUUCAUUUUAUUAAAGGUGGAUCUUCCAAGCUUCAGUUAAUAGCAGAUUUUGACAAGUUUCUUCUCCUUCCAGAAGCAUAUUCAGAAUUGAUAAAUAAAAUCAAUGGUAUACGUAUUAAGGCUGCUUCCAAUGGUUUUUCCGACGAUUGUGAUGUAAGAAAAUUUGCAAUAAAAUAAAUAUUUAUUUACUGCUUAUGGCUUAAAACCAAGCUUAAAAACUGUAAAAACUAAAAAUAUUUUUGUUUUUUAAUAAUGUAUAAAUAACAUUAUA
Centruroides sculpturatus (bark scorpion) is the source of this 623-nucleotide messenger RNA. Its product is annotated as cytosolic 5'-nucleotidase 3A-like. The transcript is spliced from 4 exons. The coding region runs from base 125 to 529 and encodes 134 amino acids. Lineage: Eukaryota; Metazoa; Arthropoda; Arachnida; Scorpiones; Buthidae. The record is from RefSeq and is a predicted model, not a curated record.